AUGGCAGAAAGGAAGGUUGAUGGUUCCAAAAUAACAACUGAAUACACAGUAACAGUAAACAAUUUGGGAAAGAAACCUGAAAUCAAUUCACCAGAACAACAUUUGCACCGCUCAUCAAUAAAAUUUUUAUACACAUUAUAUGAAAUAUUAAAAGAUCACGACUAUGAUCAUAAUAGAAUUCGUCAAAGGAGAAGUGUAAAUUCAAAUUUUAUAACAGAUUUCGAUUUAAUAGAAGUUGAAAAAUGUAAUAAUAUUAUAACCUUUGCACCAAUUAAACCCAAUGAAUAUUUAUAUAAAUUGAGAAUUUUCAAGAAUUUGUCGUCAGAGGUCUACAACAAUGAUAUCGAACAAAUAUCAAUAUUGGUUUAUUUACUUGGUAAUAUCGAAGAGAAACGAAUUUUAUUAACAUCAAUUAAUAUAAGUGUAAAUUAUAUUGGAUGGCUUGAAAUUGACAUAAGUGUUGCACUUCGUAAAUUAAUAAAAAAUCAUGGUUUAAAUCCCGCUCUACAGAUAGUCGUACAUUUAAAAAAUGAUUCUAAAAUGUUAAUUGAUCCAGAGAAAAUUGGUUUAAUAACAACUGAUAAUAAUAAUGAAGAAUUUCAUCCAUUUAUUAUUGGACUUUUUAAUGGCCCAGAAAUAAUAGAUAAUUUUAAAAAUUUAGUACAAGAAAAUGUAACAAAACGUUUAAAACGAAAUAUUGUAACUAAAAAUGUUAGACAGCAAAGUGACAGUAAUAAAGAUAGAAAGAAAAACACAAAAAUAAGAGAUCAACGACAAGUGAAAUCAGGAAAUCACUAUCAUAAUACAAAACAACAUUAUUCAUCCCAGAUGACAAAAGAUAAACGAAGAGAAUUACAUAAAUCUACAAUACAACAAUUUAAUUCACCAAAAUAUUGCCAACGUAUGAAUUUUACAGUUGAUUUUUACGAAUUAAAUUGGGAGAAUUGGAUUAUUGCACCGGAAAAAUUUGAUGCAUAUUUUUGUAGUGGAGAAUGUAAUUUCCCAUUGGGAGCUGGUAUGAAUGCAACUAAUCAUGCUUUAAUACAAACAUUAAUGCGUUUAAAAAAUCCAUGGUUACCAAAACCAUGUUGUGCACCAAGAGAUUUAGGUUCUAUAUCCGUUUUAUAUUAUUUAAAUGAACAAAAUGUUAAUUUAAGGAAAUACAAACAUAUGGUAGCUUAUAAUUGUGGAUGUCAUUGA
Molecule: messenger RNA, 1200 nt
Organism: Condylostylus longicornis
Lineage: Eukaryota; Metazoa; Arthropoda; Insecta; Diptera; Dolichopodidae
Product: protein screw-like
Exons: 3
Coding region: 1-1200 (399 amino acids)
Biological process (GO): SMAD protein signal transduction; BMP signaling pathway
Cellular component (GO): extracellular region
Molecular function (GO): cytokine activity; growth factor activity
Source: RefSeq, a predicted model, not a curated record